Sphaeramia orbicularis (orbiculate cardinalfish) is the source of this 2432-nucleotide messenger RNA. Its product is annotated as sodium/hydrogen exchanger 2-like. NCBI's taxonomy places the organism in Eukaryota, Metazoa, Chordata, Actinopteri, Kurtiformes, Apogonidae. Gene Ontology annotation, biological process: proton transmembrane transport; potassium ion transmembrane transport; sodium ion import across plasma membrane. The transcript has 13 exons. Gene Ontology annotation, molecular function: sodium:proton antiporter activity; potassium:proton antiporter activity. Gene Ontology annotation, cellular component: plasma membrane. Bases 84 to 2231 code for a protein of 715 amino acids. The record is from RefSeq and is a predicted model, not a curated record.
UUCUCUCCUCCCUCCCUUUAUCUCCACAGCCUCUGUCCUAUUCUCUCUUUCUCUGUGUCCUGCUGUCCCAGUAUGGCAGCAGGAUGGACGCUCUGGUUCUCUGUCUGCUCCUCUCCGCCUACCCGCUGGGAUGCCCCGGCCUGACCCCCCCGGCCCAGCUCCCUCAGCCCCACAACCUGCCCCCCGCGCCGGGCUCCAACGGCAGCCACCGCAGCCUGUCUGUGGAUCUGCCCAUGGCUCUGAGGGUCUUCAGUGUGGACUACCACCACGUGCAGGCUCCCUUUGAGAUCGUCCUGUGGAUCAUGCUGGCCUCACUGGCCAAGCUGGGUUUCCACUGGUCAGGUCGAGUCCCGGCCGUGGUUCCAGAGAGCUGCCUCCUCAUCAUGGUGGGGCUCCUGGUCGGGGGGGUCAUCUAUGGAGUCCGCCACUCUGCCCCCCCAACACUCAGCGCUGAGGCCUUUUUCCUCUUCCUGCUCCCUCCCAUCGUGUUGGACGCCGGGUACUUCCUGCCAGGGAGGCUGUUCUUUGAAAACCUGGGUACCAUCCUCUGGUACGCGGUGCUGGGGACCUUAUGGAAUGUUCUGGGCAUCGGUGUGUCUCUGUACGGGGUGUGUCUUCUGGCCCACAGCUCCCUGGGGGAUGUGUCUCUGCUCCACUGCCUGCUCUUCGGCUCUCUGAUCGCGGCCGUCGACCCCGUGGCUGUGCUUUCUGUCUUCCAGGAGAUGCACGUCAACGAACAGCUGCAUAUCUUAGUGUUUGGAGAGUCACUGCUCAAUGAUGCCGUGACUGUGGUGCUUUACAAGUUGUUUGAGUCCUUCCUUCGCCUGCCUUCGGUGUCAGGGCUGGAUGUGCUGUUGGGUGGAUGCAGGGUGGUGGUAGUGGGCUUGGGGGGCUUGUUUGUGGGUCUGUUCUUUGGGUUGGUGGCGGCCCUCACCUCACGGUUCACCUCCAGAGCCCAGGUUAUUGCCCCUCUGUUUGUCUUCCUUUACUCCUACUUGUCCUACCUGACUUCAGAGAUGCUUCACCUCUCUGGCAUCAUGGCAAUUGUAACGUGCGCUGUAACCAUGAAACAGUAUGUUGAAGCUAAUGUGUCGGAGCGCAGCAACACCAGCAUCCAGUACUUCCUGAAGAUGUGGAGCAGCGUCAGUGAGACCUUAAUCUUCAUCUUCCUGGGUGUAUCCACCAUCCAGGACGUCCAUAUGUGGAGUUGGCCCUUCGUUUGCUCCACCCUGCUGCUCUGCCUGGUCUGGAGGGCCACAGGUGUUCUCCUUCUCACUGCUGUGGUGAACAAACUCAGGAGGAACGCCGUGACCUUCAGAGAUCAGUUCAUCAUCGCCUAUGGUGGCCUCAGAGGGGCAAUCUGCUUCUCUCUGGUGUUCCUGAUAGAUGACUUCCCCAAAAAAAGACUCUUCAUUACAACAACCAUCGUGGUCAUCCUCUUCACCGUCUUUGUGCAGGGGAUGACCAUAAAGCCCCUGGUGGAGCUGCUGGAUGUGAAGAGGAAGAAGAGGGCGCUGCCUACAGUCAGUGAGGAGAUCCACAGUAGGCUCAUAGAUCACCUGCUGGCAGGGAUUGAGGACGUGGUUGGCUACUGGGGACAGCACUACUGGAAAGACAAGUUUGAACAGUUUAAUAAGAAGUACCUGCGUCGUUUCCUGAUCCGAGAGGAGCGCCAGGCCCGGUCCAGCAUCCUCAGAGUCUACCAGGAGCUGGAAAGGAGAGAGCAGAGAGGAGACGAGGAGGCGCCACCGCUAGUUGACCCUCGCUCAAACAGUCGUCCACUCCUGCCCGAGGAGAUGGACAGCAUCAGGCGGAUCCUCUCUAGAAACCUUCACAACUUCAACAAAAGGCAGACACCGGCGUACAGCAGACACACACUCCACCAGGACGCCACCAUGGACAGGACCAGGAAACCCCUUCACAGACACCAGAGUCUGGGGGACAGAUACACAUAUAACACAAUAACACACUGGCCACAGGUGGAGGAUGUGGAGUUCAAUGGAUCACACAAACUGAGAGCUGGACUGAGCAGGUCUCACACAGUGUGCUCAAUAAGUCCAAGACAUGUCCUCCAAGACACCUCUGCCCCAGUGUCCACAGCUCAGACGGCACCGGCUGAUCCGAGAUCCUCAUCGGCUACAGCGGACCAGGUCUCACCACAGCACCAAACCCCAGGGGGACGAGGUCCAAAGAAACAGCUCAGCUUUGAUUUGGAGAGCGAGAAGAAGUGAAUGCAGACAGAGGGAAAUGUAAAGUGAAGUCGCCACGGUGAUAAAAUGACUCCAUAAAGUGCUUCUAUUAGUUGUGCAGUUGUGAGGACAAAGUGAGGGUGAUAAAAGGUAAUUUCAUGAACAUAAAUUAAAUCUGCUCAAACGGGUCAAAUAACUCACCUUCUGCUUUUAUGUUUCUGAAUGUUUGCCAGCACCAAUAAA